Trypanosoma rangeli is the source of this 402-nucleotide messenger RNA. RefSeq lists its product as uncharacterized. The transcript has a single exon. The record is from RefSeq and is a predicted model, not a curated record. Lineage: Eukaryota; Euglenozoa; Kinetoplastea; Trypanosomatida; Trypanosomatidae. The coding region runs from base 1 to 402 and encodes 133 amino acids.
AUGAUCCAAUUUGCCGGUUUGGAGGGGAUAACAAUUCGGAACGCGUUCAGCAGCUGGCCAGGCGAGGAAUUCAUCGGGCACCGCAUGGCGCCGUCAAAGCUUCGGAAAUCCGCAAUUCGAGACGGAUUCCCCGUGCUGCCGCCCGCAGCCCGGUUUCCCUGGGCUCCUGCAACUCUCCUAAAUUGCGGGUACAUGUGCCACCACUAUUAUUAUCAAUUGGGUCCCUCUCGCAGAGGAACACACACAUCAAUCGGCUGCAGCUGUGGCCAGCUGGAGGCCUCUGUAGGAAGAGGCUGGCGGUGGCGUGGGCUGCGACAAGACCCCUCUGGUCCGGCAGACUCUGCACCUGCACCUCCCUCUUACCGGGCUGGGCUCUCCGUCUGUUGGCUGCUCACUUCAUGA